Molecule: messenger RNA, 2593 nt
Organism: Phascolarctos cinereus (koala)
Lineage: Eukaryota; Metazoa; Chordata; Mammalia; Diprotodontia; Phascolarctidae
Gene: FERMT3
Product: FERM domain containing kindlin 3
Biological process (GO): integrin-mediated signaling pathway; regulation of cell-cell adhesion mediated by integrin; integrin activation
Cellular component (GO): cell-substrate junction
Molecular function (GO): integrin binding
Source: RefSeq, a predicted model, not a curated record
CAGAUAAGGCAUAGCCUACCAGCAGCCCCAAGAGAAAGCUCACCCACAGACCAGGAGGGAAGGAUCACCCAGGCCAGACCUUGGGUGUUCAGGCCUGAAAAGAAGCAGAGGGGCAGAAGCCACCCAUUCGGCUCCCCCUGGAGAGGACCCAGCCAGCAGCUAUGGCAACCUGGGAGCUGCAAGUGUUUGUGGGGGACCAAGAGGCCCAAGAAGAGUCCGUCACCCUGCGGGUCUCUGGCGAGUCCCACAUCGGCGGCGUCAUCCUCAAGAUCGUGGAGGAGAUCAAGCGGAAGCAGGACUGGUCAGACCAUGCGCUGUGGUGGGAACAGAAGAAGAUGUGGCUGCUGCAGACCCACUGGACCCUGGACAAAUACGGCAUCCUGGCCGACGCGCGGCUGCACUUCGGGCCGCAGCACCGGCCCGUCACCCUCCGGCUGCCCAAUCGCCGCGCCCUGCGUCUGCGCGCCAGCUUCUCUCAGCCCCUCUUCCGCACGGUGGCUGCCAUAUGCCGCGUCCUCAGCAUCCGUCACCCCGAGGAGCUGUCCCUGCUCCGCGCCCCAGACAAGAAGGAGAAGAAGAAGAAGGAUAAGGAACCAGAGGAAGAAGUGUUUGACUUGACCAAGGUUGUCCUCGCCGCCGGCGUGGCGCCAGCCCAGUUCCGGGGGAUGCCGGCUCACUUCUCUGAUAGCCCCGAGACUGAGGCCUGUUACCGGAUGCUCAGCCUUCCCCAGCCUCCCCCGGACCCAGCCCAGCUGCUCCGCCUGCCCAGACCCGGCUCCCUGGCUGACAAGACUCACCUGCACAGCAGGUGGCUGGACUCAUCCAGGUGUUUGAUGCAGCAAGGAGUCAAGCCUGAGGACACGCUCUGGCUGCGCUUCAAAUACUACAGCUUCUUCGACCUGGACCCCAAGGCAGACCCGGUACGCCUCACGCAGCUCUAUGAACAAGCUCGCUGGGACCUGCUGCUGGAGGAGAUCGACUGCACAGAGGAGGAGAUGAUGGUCUUUGCGGCACUGCAGUACCACAUUAACAAACUGGCCUUGAGCGGGGAGCAGGAUGAUGCCGCAGGUGGCAGUGGCCUGGAUGACCUGGACGCUGCGCUGAAUAACCUGGAGGUGAAGCUGGCGGGCUCAGCCUCCACAGACAUGCUGGACAGCCUAACAGCCAUCCCUGAGCUCAAGGACCAUCUCCGCAUCUUCCGGCCCCGGAAGCUCACCCUGAAGGGAUACCGCCAAUACUGGGUUGUGUUUAAGGAGACCACACUCUCCUAUUACAAGACCCAAGAGGAGGCCCCCGGAGACCCCAUACAGCAGCUCCAUCUUAAGGGCUGUGAGGUGGUACCCGACGUCAACGUCUCUGGGCAGAAGUUCUGCAUCAAACUCUUGGUACCUUCGCCAGAGGGCAUGAGCGAGCUCUACCUGCGUUGCCAGGACGAGCAGCAGUACGCCCAGUGGAUGGCCGGCUGCCGACUGGCCUCCAAGGGUCGCACCAUGGCAGAUAGCAGCUACCAGAGCGAGGUUCAGGGCAUCCUGGCCUUCCUUAGCCUGCAGCGGACUGGGGGAGGUGGAGGCACUGGCCCUGCCAACCCCCAGGGCCCCGAAGCCAGCGGCGAGGUGCUCAACCCCCACGGCCUCGUCGCCCCUCGAUUCCAGCGGAAGCUAAAGGCCAAACAGCUGACCCCCCGAAUCCUGGAGGCACACCAGAAUGUGGCCCAGCUCUCUCUGUCAGAGGCCAAGCUCCGAUUCAUCCAGGCCUGGCAGUCCCUGCCCGACUUUGGCAUCUCCUACUUCAUCGUCAGGUUUAAGGGCAGCAGGCGGGAUGAGGUCCUGGGCAUCGCCAACAACCGCCUGAUCCGCAUCGACCUGGCCGUGGGCGACGUCGUGAAGACUUGGCGGUUCAGUAACAUGCGUCAAUGGAACGUCAACUGGGACAUCCGCCAGGUAGCCAUCGAAUUUGACGAGCACAUCAACGUGGCCUUCAGCUGUGUGUCGGCCGGCUGCCGCGUCCUGCACGAGUACAUUGGCGGCUACAUCUUCCUGUCCACCCGGGAACGUGCCCGGGGCGAGGACCUGGAUGAGGAUCUCUUCCUGCAGCUCACCGGGGGCCAUGAAGCCUUCUGAGACCCCCAGAGGGUCUCCUCCAUCUCCCCACCGUCCCCAAGCAAGGCCUGGCGCUCUCACAAAAGCUUCCCCUCACUCCGUCCCGCUGCCCCAACACACACGCUGCUGUCAUCACCCCCGGCGCCCACUGGGAGGGGGGCCCAGGCCUCGCCUCGUGUCCCCCUCCUCCCUGACAAGGCUCCCUACUUCCUUUGUGCAGGGAAAAGGGAGAGGCUGAGCAGGACGGCCUCCCCACCAGGUGCGAUGGGGGACCCAGAGGCUGCUCACGCCUGCCUAAGGCAUCAGCUCUCUCCUGCUCUGGAGGUGUGCCAGGCAGGCUGAGGGACCCCAGGACCCAACUGCCUUUUGACCUCCAUGCUCCAGGGUGAUCUGGACUCAGGGCUGCAGAGACACUGGGGCACAGCCACAAGAAGGAAAUGUUUUCUUUAUUAGUUUUUAUUUGUCUUUUUAUAAAUAAAUAUUUCACAGUUGGA